UCCGCUGUCCGCUUCCACCUCCGUCGUCCGUUUACAACUUGGCACCGUAUGGCUGGCCCACCCAAGUUCCGUGGUCCUCUCAGAUACCUUCUAGUCCUCGACUUCGAGGCAACUUGCGGCGAUGUCGUAAAGCAGAUGGAAAUCAUCGAGUUCCCGACGUUGCUAUAUGACUUGCAUGAAGGCAUGGCUCGUCCAUUGCCAGCUUUCGUUUGACUUAUGUUCGAACAUUUGCAGGCAAGGUUCAGGCAACAUUUCACGAGUACGUGAAACCCGAGAUACACAGCCGUUUGACACCCUUCUGUACAGAAUUAACUGGCAUAACACAGGUUUGUCUUGAGCGUCAUUCUUGAACCUUUCUACGACUGAUGGGACUGUAUGUACGCAUUGCAGGAAACCGUCGAUUCUGCUGAAAAUUUUCCAGCAGUAUGGAAACGAUUCCAAGAGUUUCUUGCAUCUCAUGGUCUCCUGGAUCCUGAGAAGAUGGAGUCUCACAUAUUCGUGACUUGCGGCGAUUGGGACCUCAAGACUAUGUUGCCCAAGCAACUUAGUCUUGUAGAGGCUGAUCACGGCUUGGACGAGAGCGGCCGAGUUGUUGCUCCCUACAACCGUUGGAUCAAUAUCAAGACCCCAUUCAAGAAGCGGUUUAACAUGACGCGCUUCAACGUCAGUAUGCCCGCCAUGUUGAAGAAGCUGCAGCUGGAACUCGAAGGGAGGCAUCACAGCGGCAUCGAUGACUGCAAGAAUAUCUUGCGGAUCAUUGAGAAGAUGAUCGCUACGGGAUGGGAUCCCAAUACCACCCAGGCUUCUGCGUCGACCUGGUCGCCCAGACCGCCAGCUGCUACUGGCUCCUCUUAAUUGUCUACAUUAACUGCCGCCCAUUGCAUCCCGCGUUCCGCGUCCCUUUGCGCUCAUAGCAUCCGGGAACGUGACUCUUGGAAGACAAUAAGGGGGCGCCUGCCGCCCUAGUGAUGUUCCGAGAGGGACCUGUUCCUGCCAGAUGCACUAUUGGUGCCGAGCUCAUGCAUCGAGUACACUAGGUAGCCGUCCGUUAUGUUGAGGCGAUACUGUGUAUCUAUCAUCUGGGGCUGAUGCCGUGGGAGAGGAUGCGCCCCGGAGACAAUAAGGAUUCUACCCGCCCGUCUACGCACUUACAUGUUU
Molecule: messenger RNA, 1158 nt
Organism: Phanerochaete carnosa HHB-10118-sp
Lineage: Eukaryota; Fungi; Basidiomycota; Agaricomycetes; Polyporales; Phanerochaetaceae
Exons: 1
Biological process (GO): exonucleolytic trimming to generate mature 3'-end of 5.8S rRNA from tricistronic rRNA transcript (SSU-rRNA, 5.8S rRNA, LSU-rRNA)
Molecular function (GO): 3'-5'-RNA exonuclease activity; nucleic acid binding
Source: RefSeq, a predicted model, not a curated record